UACCUCCAUGAGUUGCACCUGGCUAAAGGUGGACUGCUUUGUGCCUCACCGACUCCAAUUUUAUCCCUCUGUCAGAGAGCUUGCCUGCUGACUUUUUCCCACCAUCUGCGAGUGAAAUUGGAAUAUUUUAUAAUUUUCUUCCAACAUGUCUAUCAGUCGGAAAAACUGGUCGGCUCUGUCCAGCCUAGCUCGUCAGUGGACAAUGGAGGAUGAGGAGGAAGUGGAGAGAGAGAAGAGGAGGAGGGUGAAGAGCAGUAGCACGCCCGACCAAGAUGGGGACUCCAGCCUGACACCCAGAAUGCCACCGACAAGUGGAGGCACCUCUGGGCCCGAAUCUUCCACUGAGACAUCUCAAGGCCUCAGCAGUGUUGAGCAGAUACAGCUGGACUUUGUAGAGAUGCUGCGGACGCGUGAUGAAAAAAGGAGGAUGAGGCAAGUGGAGGCAUUAAGGCGGCAGAAAGAGGAAGAAGAGGGCGAUUCAAAGGAAGGCAGAGGAGAAGGAGGAGAAGAAGACGCAAGGGUGGUCCUUCUUGGGGAGUUGGAUGAGGAGAAGGGCAAUGCGUACAAGCCACAACCGCCAACUAAAACAUCUUCUUACAGUCCCACCAGCAGCGGCAACAGCAGUACUAGAACUAACGGUACAAAAACACAACAUGAAAAUGGAGAGUCAUCCAGCAGAGAGCCUGCACCUAAACCCAAACCAACCUCCAGCUCAGCGCGCAAGUUUGUCAGCUCUGUGUCCAUUUCCCUUGACAACCCUCCAUCUGGCCGCACAACUCCCAUGAGCCCUGGUUCUCCAUCAGCACCUUUGUCCCCCCGGGAUCCGUUCCCCUCACCCUGCCAGAGUACAUCCUCCCAUGGAUCUCAAAGCCCCAUUCAGAAUGGACAUGCGCAGGAGGUCAGCUCCAACGGCUCUUCCACCACUGGAAAAGUUGAAGAGGCAGCCAAACCUCCCUUCCUCAGACAGAGCUCCAGGACCAUAUCUUUCAGGAUGAUGAAGAAGAAGGAAGAGGAGAGCGCGCCGCUCCAGAGGAGUGCCAGUGUCCGGAUGGCCUCGAAGAAGUUUGAAGCAAAGACAGACCAUAAUGAAGAUGAGGAUAAGGGAUCUUUCCAGAGAAACUCUAGGCAGAGGGUCUCGUCCAGAUCCAUCAAGGAGAAGAUGGAGCAGCUUGCUCAGGCAGCACAGAAAUCUGACGUGCCACGCUCCCCGGAUGUGACCCAGAGGACCCUGUUCCUGCUGGAAGAAGUCUCAAGGAAACGAGGCUUGUUUGAGAAGGAUCAGCAGGCACGGAGCCCCACCAGCCCUGGAGUUUCCAGAAGUGAAUUUAGAAGCUUCACAUCAGGAAUGUCAGAUCGCAUCAACACCUGGCUCAAUAAGACCAAUCAACCAGGGUCUCCACUCAGCCUUGACCUGAGAAAUGUGGACAUCAGCAGCAAGAGGAGCCUCUUUGAGAACCGAGGGGAGGAAAGUGCUGAAAUCAGUUCUGGAAAACACCAGAAGUGAAAUGGGAGGCGAAGUCUUGGAUGUCAUGGCUGACCUUUUGGCUUCUUUUUUUUUAUUUUAUUUUAUUUUUUUCACUGCUGAAGCACACAAGAGGGAGAAAUAAAACGGCCUCGCCUAGAAGGAUCCUUCUUUUCCGCUUAUUUAGGCUUUUACCUAACACUCUGCAUUGCUUAUUUGUUUUGCAUUCUAAAAAUAAGAUGAAUAUGCUUGACUGACUUGUAAUAAGUAAAAAUAUAAGUUGAAAGCAAAUGUGGCGACAUGAGAGCAUCACCACUUGUUGAAAUUACGCAGCUGUUUGCCUUACUUUUAAUUCAUUUUUCACGCACUUUAAACUGGGGUAGGUCUUCAGGCUAAUGAUGUUUAUUGAAUGCAGAAGUUGUAAUUUAAAGAAUUUUGUCUUAUCUUAUAUUUGGACUUGUGGACCAAUUCUGCCUGUCUGAGAAAUAAAAUGUUUUCCUACA
Xiphophorus hellerii (green swordtail) is the source of this 1965-nucleotide messenger RNA. RefSeq names its product ladinin (gene lad1). NCBI's taxonomy places the organism in Eukaryota, Metazoa, Chordata, Actinopteri, Cyprinodontiformes, Poeciliidae. The record is from RefSeq and is a predicted model, not a curated record. Gene Ontology annotation, molecular function: structural molecule activity. The coding region runs from base 146 to 1504 and encodes 452 amino acids. The transcript is spliced from 14 exons.